Messenger RNA from Cornus florida, 4081 nucleotides. Its product is annotated as E3 ubiquitin-protein ligase UPL6. NCBI's taxonomy places the organism in Eukaryota, Viridiplantae, Streptophyta, Magnoliopsida, Cornales, Cornaceae. The record is from RefSeq and is a predicted model, not a curated record. The coding region runs from base 389 to 3490 and encodes 1033 amino acids. The transcript is spliced from 26 exons. Gene Ontology annotation, molecular function: protein binding; ubiquitin protein ligase activity. Gene Ontology annotation, biological process: protein polyubiquitination; ubiquitin-dependent protein catabolic process.
UAACAAAAGGCCAAAUUUCCAUACGCUUCUAAUUUCUUACUCGGUUUCCUCUCUCUCUCUCUCUCUCCUCUCCACUCCAACUAGGAGGAAAAGGAAAACACAAAAAGAGAGCGAUAGCGAAGCACUAGAAAAUACUCCCACUUUCCCCACAUCAAUUCGCUCUCUCACCCUCCUCCGAUCCAAACAAUUCUUUCUUCAAUUCCGUUUCUCUCCACAAUACCACUUUUCCACCGAAACCAAUUCUCUCGGUUUUAGGGCAAAGAAUCCUCCGAUCAAAGCAAACCUCUAGAGAACAUCCAAACACUUCGAUCGAUUAUUGGAAUCAGAUUCACGGAGAGUUUUUUUUGAGUUGCAUUUUGAUAAAUUAGGGUGAAAUUGUGGUCGAAGAAUGUUCUUCUCCGGCGAUUCAUCUACUCGGAAGCGAGUCGAUUUAGGAGGGCGUAGUUCGAAAGAAAGGGACCGACAGAAACUCCUGGAGCAGACGAGGUUAGAAAGGAAUCGCAGAUUGUGGUUGCGACAACAGAAUUCCGCCGCGAUCGUAAUCCAGAAAUGCUUCAGAGGAAGGAAGGCCGUGAAAGUUGAACGUUCUAAGGUGCGAGAGCAGUUCUUUCUGAACUAUGGGCAGCGCUGCCAAAAUGUUAACAGGCAUUGUUUUGGGCCGGAUUCGGAUUUUCUCCGCCAAUUACUUUUCUUCUUUAACGCGCAAAAUGUUGCUGAUUUUUCUGCUCUCGUGGAGAUAUGCCGAUUACUUCAACAGUUUGUUCGAGAUAGUGGUGAUAUUCUGAACCUCGUUGCUGGCGUGGAAUACUCUUCCAAGCACCCUCUAGUCAACUACAGGGUUAAGCAAGUAGCAUAUGCUUGUAUUCAGGCUGUUUAUGAAAAUAGAAAUCAGUUGAAAGAUCAACUUUUUUUGAUGCCCGAGAAAUCCUGUACAUCAACAACCUUCUUGCUGGAGGCAGUAGUGAUGUUGAUUGAUCCCAGACUUCCAUGGGCUUGUAAGAUAGUCAGCUAUCUCCUGCAAAGAAAUACGUACAAUCUUUUGAGAGAGAUAAUUCUUACUGGGAAGGGAAGUGUAAGACUUCAAGGUUAUGUUGGUGAAGCAUCUUCAUUGGAGCGUGUCCUAGCACUUAUCAUGUCUCAUAUCAGUCAGACCCCAUGUAUUUGUGCAAAUAUUGAUCCCCGAUGGAGUUUCUCAUCCCAGAUUCUUACAAUUCCUUUUCUGUGGCAUCUUUUUCCUUACCUAAAAGAGGUUUUUGCAACUCCUGGAUUGAGUCAACACUACAUUCAUCAUAUGGCGUUAUGUGUGCAAAAUCAUGCAAAUGUUCUGCCCAAUGAUAUCUCUAAUGAAUUUCCUUGUUAUGCCUGUCUUCUUGGAAAUAUACUGGAAACUGUUGGAGUUGCUUUUACUCAGCCUAACUGCUCAUUUGAUAUGGCUUUAGACUUUGCAGCUGUCACAACAUUUUUGUUGGGGGCACUUCCUCCUAUGCAAUCGUCCGAUCGAGGAAGCACAGAAAAUUCUCCGGUGGGUGACGAUGAUAUGGAACUUGGUGAUGAACUAACUGAAAAAGUUCUGAAUAGGGAUUUGGAACAACAGAUUACCAAUGCAAUAGAUUCACGUUUUCUUUUACAGUUGACAAAUGUUCUUUUUGGAGAGAUUUCAUUUGGCUCAUAUAAAGAAGGGCCCCAUGAGAAAGAGGUGGAAGCUGUUGUUGCUGCUUGUGCUUUCCUGCACACAACCUUCAACAUUUUACCCUUAGAGCGUAUUAUGACUGUGCUAGCUUAUAGAACAGAGCUUGUUCCUGUGCUUUGGAACUUCAUGAAGCGAUGCCACGAGAAUCAGAAAUGGUCAUCCUUGUCUGAGCAGACAGCUUAUCUUCCUGGAGAUGCACCUGGUUGGCUAUUACCUUUGGCAGUUUUCUGCCCUGUGUAUAAGCACAUGCUUAUGAUAGUUGACAAUGAGGAGUUCUAUGAGCUGGACAAGCCUCUGUCACUAAAGGAUAUCAGAUGCUUGAUUGUUAUCCUAAAACAGGCCUUGUGGCAGCUUCUAUGGGUGAAUCCUGUGGCUCCCACUAACUUGUUGAAGUCUGCCACUGAUGUGUUUGCUCUUAAGAGGCACCCUGUAGAAGUUAUUCAGCAUAGGGUUAGCCUAGUAGCUUCUGAGCUCCUAUCGCAGUUGCAAGAUUGGAACAACAGGCGGGAGUUCACUCCCCCCAGUGAUUUCCAUGCUGAUGGUGUCAAUGAUUAUUUCAUCUCUCAGGCUAUGAUAGAAAAUACUAGGGCAUAUGACAUACUAAGACAAGCUCCAUUUUUGGUUCCAUUUACAAGCAGAGUCAAAAUAUUUACUUCACAGUUAGCAGCAGUGAAGCAGAGACAUGGGUCUAAUUCUGUUUUUACAAGAAACCGGUUCAGAAUACGACGAGAUCAUAUUUUGGAAGAUGCUUUUGAUCAGUUGAGUGCAUUAUCUGAAGAGGAUCUACGAGGACCGAUUCGUGUUACCUUUGUGAAUGAAUUUGGAGUUGAGGAGGCUGGUAUUGAUGGUGGCGGGAUAUUCAAAGAUUUCAUGGAGAACAUUACUCGAUCAGCUUUUGAUGUUCAGUAUGGUUUAUUUAAGGAAACAGCUGAUCACCUACUGUACCCCAAUCCUGGAUCAGGAAUGAUACAUGAACAACAUCUACAGUAUUUUCGUUUUCUUGGAACUGUUCUUGCAAAGGCAAUGUAUGAAGGCAUUCUUGUUGAUAUACCAUUCGCAACAUUCUUCUUGAGCAAAUUGAAGCAAAAGUACAAUUAUUUGAAUGAUUUGCCUUCCCUGGAUCCAGAAUUAUAUCGCCACCUUAUUUUCUUGAAGCAUUAUGAAGGUGACAAUUCGGGGUUAGAAUUGUACUUUGUUAUUGUGAACAAUGAAUAUGGGGAGCAAACAGAAGAAGAGCUGCUUCCAGGAGGAAAAAACAUACGUGUCACUAAUGAAAACGUCAUCACAUUUAUUCAUCUUGUAGCCAACCAUCGGUUAAAUUUUCAGAUACGCCAACAAAGUUCUCAUUUCUUGAGAGGAUUUCAGCAACUUAUACAGAAAGAUUGGAUUGACAUGUUUAAUGAGCAUGAGCUUCAGCUUCUAAUAUCAGGUUCACUUGAUGGUUUCGAUAUUGAUGACCUCCGAGCUCAUACUAAUUAUGUGGGUGGCUACCAUAAAGAGCACUAUGUCAUUGAAAUGUUCUGGGAAGCUCUCAAAAACUUUUCGAUGGAAAAUAAGCUGAAGUUCUUGAAGUUUGUGACUGGGUGCUCUCGAGGACCUUUACUUGGAUUUAAAUACCUGGAACCCUUAUUCUGCAUACAAAGGACUGCUGGUAAUGCUUCUGAAGAAAGUCUUGACCGGUUGCCAACAUCAGCUACUUGUAUGAAUCUUCUAAAGCUUCCUCCAUACAGAAGCAAAGAGCAACUGGAGCAGAAAUUGUUGUAUGCCAUAAAUGCGGAUGCUGGAUUUGAUUUGAGCUGAAAGCUUUGUUAUUUCCUGUCCUACCAAAUGCUAUGCUUCGGGUUCAUUGAGAAAGCAUUUUGACAAACACAAUACCAUGAUGGUCUGUUCAGUGCACUACUCCGUUCAGAGUUGUCCGAGGACCAUCAGAGCUGAAUAGGACACAGCUCAGAAUAUCGGUAAACAUCAACAGGGUGAAGGGUGCAGAGGAAAGCAAUGUGUAGAUAUAAUCCCGGUGUACAUAUACAUACAUGGUGUCAUCUGCAAUGUAUAUCAUCUUCAUGGAAAGCCUGUACACAUGCAGGACCUCUCCCAACUAGGUCUUGUCAAGAAUAGUUAUAAACUGUAGUCAAGUAACUUCCUCAAGUAAUUUUAGUGAGUAAACAUAAUCUGACCUAUAUAUAUGAUGGGGAUCAAUCUGUGGAAACUAUCAGGUUGUAUCUGGUCAUCAUGGUUUACUCCUUUUUUAUUUAUUGUUUAAAAUUAAAAUUUAGUCCCCAAUUUUAUGACUAAUUUUGUAAAUGAGAGGACGUGAAGUGGCUUAAUCGUGUCAGAUGUUUAACUCCUAAACUUUUCGUUGCUUAAUUUGUGAGCAGUUAUGGUGUUUCUUAA